Messenger RNA from Entelurus aequoreus (snake pipefish), 1668 nucleotides. It is a transcript of the gene cdk5rap3, whose product is annotated as CDK5 regulatory subunit associated protein 3. Gene Ontology annotation, cellular component: endomembrane system. Gene Ontology annotation, biological process: regulation of cyclin-dependent protein serine/threonine kinase activity; regulation of mitotic cell cycle. The transcript is spliced from 14 exons. The record is from RefSeq and is a predicted model, not a curated record. Bases 125 to 1630 code for a protein of 501 amino acids. NCBI's taxonomy places the organism in Eukaryota, Metazoa, Chordata, Actinopteri, Syngnathiformes, Syngnathidae.
GUCCUAUUGGCCGUCUCUCUCGUAACGUGUCAACACCGGAUAUAUGACGGUACUUGUCAGAAAUUAUUUCAAAUAAACAUGAAAUGAAGCCGUCAAACAGGAUUUAGAAGUGCAAGAAGUCACCAUGGAUGAUAUACAGAAACUUCCAAUCGACAUACAGACCAGCAAACUGCUAGACUGGCUGGUAGAUCGACGUCACUGUAACCUAAAGUGGCAGAAUGAUGUGAAAGUGAUCCGGGAGAAGAUCAACGUGGCCAUGCAGGACAUGCCGGAGAGCGAGGAGAUCAAGCAGCUCCUCUCAGGAUCUUACAUCCACUACUUCCACUGUUUGAGAAUUGUGGAGAUCCUGAAGGGCACGGAAGCUUCUUCCAAGAACAUUUUUGGCAGAUAUUCCUCCCAGAGGAUGAAGGACUGGCAGGAGAUUGUGUCGCUGUAUGAGGCAGAAAACAUCUAUUUAGCCGAGGUGGCCAGCUUGCUGAGUCGGAACGUGAACUACGAAGGUCCUGCUAUGAGGAAGCAGCUGGCCAAAGCCAAGCUGCUCCAGCAGGAGAUGAGCCGGCGGGAAGUGGAGUGUCAGAGAUCUUCUGCCGACCUGCGGGAACGUUACUACGCCACAUGCAAGCAGUACGGCAUCAAGGGGGACAAUGUUCCUCGCGAGCUGCAGGGUCUGCUCAAAGAUCUACCAGAUGUUCUUGACAAGGUGGGACAGGACGCCGCCAUGUUGGAGGAUAAAAUCCAACUUUACACCUCCUUCACCAACUUUGUGUGCGAGUGGUCGGAACCGGUUCUGCCCAUGUGCACCUUCAUCCAAAGCAGAGGGAACGCCACCUUCUACGAGUGGAGGACUGGCACCGCCCCCACCGUGGUGGAGAGGCCGCAUGUGGAGGACACGCCUCCUGAAGCACUCGCUGAAGACGCGAUCGAUUGGGGAGACUUUGGCACGGAGGAGGCCAAGUGUGGAGUGACGAUGGAGGACGAGAUCGAUUGGGGGAUCAGUCUGCAACCCAACUCUGAGCAAGAUGGCGGCGGCGACAAUGACUGGGGCGACGCCGACGUCGGCCCCGUUGGGAUCGAAGUCGUCCAAGCGGGCACAGACUGUCCUGAAGGUGUGGCCAGAGGCCAGGAUGCUUUGAGUAUCCUGGAGAACGCUCAGUCCCGGGGACAGUUCAUUGAUGAGCUCAUGGAGCUGGAGGCCUUCCUGAGUCAGCGUGUGGCUGAGAUGGGACAGGAGAGUGACGUGGUGGCCAUGAGUCAGUUCCAGUCUGCGCCCGCCAUCAUCCAAGGUCAGAGCAGCGAGCACCUGCACAGGAUGCUGACACAGGUGUGCCACCUGUUGGAACCACUCACCACGCUGAGGAUGCAGCACCUCUUCAUGAUCCUUGCCUCGCCACGCUACGUGGAGCGUGUGGCUGAGAUGCUGCGGCAGAAGAUGAAGCAGGCCGACGUUCUGGAGCUGAAGGCUGCCAGCAUGGUGGAGAGGAGGCAGGAGGCGCUAGAGGAACAGUCCAGACUGGAGCCUCGAGUGGACCUGCUGGCGGCUCGCACACUGGAGCUGAAGAAACUGAUUGAAGGUGACAUUUCCAAACGCUACAACAACCGACCUGUCAACCUGAUGGGCGUCAACAUUUAAACACAUCAACAAAUAUUAGUAAUAAAGAUUUUAUUUCA